Varroa destructor (honeybee mite) is the source of this 1766-nucleotide messenger RNA. RefSeq lists its product as uncharacterized. Lineage: Eukaryota; Metazoa; Arthropoda; Arachnida; Mesostigmata; Varroidae. Gene Ontology annotation, biological process: synaptic vesicle lumen acidification. The record is from RefSeq and is a predicted model, not a curated record. Gene Ontology annotation, molecular function: proton-transporting ATPase activity, rotational mechanism; ATP hydrolysis activity. Gene Ontology annotation, cellular component: vacuolar proton-transporting V-type ATPase complex; vacuolar proton-transporting V-type ATPase, V1 domain.
UUUCCACACUUAAAUCCCGGUGAUUUAAGUGAUUCCCAAACAACUGCGAGUAUACCAAAUAGCAUUUUUGUAAAGCGUUUUUAUAUGAGGACAAAGUCCCUGUCUAUCACCUGUGGCCCAUUCUCAACAGACUCGAUUGGUGUGUCAAGGGAUAAGCGAUACCAAAUUAAUCGGCCGACUAUCGGCGGCCAGACGCGUCUCCAGUACAGUUGAAUAGGCUUUUUUAAUGUCGCCGAAGGAACGGUUUCAGCGUUGCAGAAUACGGUCUUGCUUAUAGUUUUCUAUUAACCAUAGAUUUGCUAUUACCUACGGCAGGAGGCGUACACUUUGCUGCAGUCUAUUGCCCGCUAUACCAGUAAAGAAACAAGAUAAGCUGCGAAGACUUGUCUGUUCGAAUGUAAACUUCAAGGGUAUAGCAACGUGCUGAUCACGUCUAUUCGCUUCAGCACCUCACGAAGUGGAACCGAUUAGUGUCGAAAGCGUCGAUUUUUCAAUGAAUAAUAUCUUUUUGGAAAAAUGCCCUACCGCAAUCCAGAAAGGCUGCCGGACCAGCAGGAUAAGUUGAGACAUAGUACUACCUGUAACAAGAUCGACAGCCCUGCGCACCAUGAACGAUCGCACAAGCCUCGUCACGACAAGUCGCAUACGAGUCAUGAUUUUGAUAAACCUCAUCGUGGUCCAGAAAGAAGCCCACAUGGUCAUCAUGAUAAGUCAGCCCAUCCACAAGGGUACCAUGAGAAGUCGCCGCAACAGGGUCAUCAAGACAAGGCACAAUACCAUCACGACAGAUCGGUACGAAUUCAUCACACCCGGCCUCAACAUAGCCCCCAGGAGAAAUUGGGGACUCCGACGACCGGCCAUCAUGAACGACACGAAAGGUCACCUAACCACGACGGCUGGCCAAAUCUUACGCCAAAAAUAAACUAUAGUCAACAAAACAUUAACUAUCCCACUGCACAGAUGAACCCACAUCUGCAGUAUCAACAGUACCGAAAGAAUCAAUCGAGAGGCGUUCAGCAGUUGCUUGAAGCGGAAAGACGCGCUAGCGAAAAAGUUGCCGAAGCCCGACGGCGUAAGGCUCGACGCAUCAAGCAGGCCAAACAAGAAGCGCAAUACGAAGCCGAGAAGUAUCGUGAAGAAAAAGAACGAAAGUUCAAAGCGUACGAAGAAUCCCUAAAGGAAUGGCGAAUUAGAACACAGGCGAAAAUUGACGUGGAAACCCAACGGCAGUUGAAUCAGCUGGAUCAACUCAUGAUGAAGAACAAGUCAAAAGUCGCUCGGGGAUUGAUCAAUAUUAUACAGAACGUCCAGUGCGAGAUGCACAGGAACCAGAAAUUUCUUUCACCAGACGACUACGAUCAACAUACGAAUCAUCACAACGGCCACCACCACAACAACCAUCACCACAACGGCCAUCACCAUGACGGUCACUACCACACCGGACAUUACCAUGACAGUCUUCAUCGAGAUCAAGAUUUGUCUACGAGUAAAAUAGUUGUACGUCUCAAAUAACACUGAACCCAUAGGUGCAAUGUAUGCUAACACCGGGUAACUGGCUAGCUGAAUAUGAAAGUUCUUCAUUCUCUAAAAAAGGGAAUGAUCGUUGAUACGUUCAUGUGUGGAACCAUACGCGAUUAUUAUCAAGUGAUGUAGAGCUUGCGUCUACGCAGUGCCUUUUCUUGUGCAAAAUAAAUGUUAUUCCUGUUGUCAUCCUAGGACUCUGGCGAAUUCAAUGACAGUUUGCUUGAUAUGUGUUGUUUUGUUUG